AUGGCUCGUGUUUUGCAUGAUAAUGUGUUUCCUGAGGUUGAAGUGACACAACCCGAAGGGCAAGUAAGGGCACGAACUAAACUAUCCCAAUGGGGUAUGUCCUUCACCGUGGAGGAAGACAACCUCCUUGUAUCAGGGUGGCUCAAUAUUAGUAUAGACGCUAUUAGGGGGACAGAUCAAAAGUCCACCCAAUUGUGGAUAAGAAUCCAUGAUUACUUCAAUACUUAUAAAAAUGCUAAUUGGCCUGAACGUUCUGUGGGGUCGUUGACUAAUCGAUGGUCAACUAUCCAAAAAGUCACAAAUAAGUUUUGUGGUUUCUUAGCCCAAGUCGAGUCAAUGCAUCCAAGCGGUACCAAUGAACAAGACAAGAUUGACAAGGCAAAAGCAUUGUACCGAUCGACACAAAAAAGCAAUUACAAUUUGGAUCAUUGUUGGAACUUAUUGAGGUACCAACCAAAGUGGCAAGUGCAUAUGGAUAAUUUGCCAACAAAGAGAAAGACGGGUUGCCCUACUGUUCCAGCUGCCAUUGCCAUAGAUGUUGAGGAAAAUGAGAGCAUGUCUACCAAUUUGGAGAGGCCGCUAGCUGAUAGGAGGAUAAUGAUGAUUGAGCGACGGGAGACGGCAAUGAAGGCUGAAAAGGACAGGGCUGAGAUAAUCUCACUUAAGAAGAAGAAGAUGGAGAUGGAAGUCAUGAUGUUGAAUGUUGAUAACAUGAAUGCAGUGCAGUGA
Messenger RNA from Carya illinoinensis, 729 nucleotides. RefSeq lists its product as uncharacterized. NCBI's taxonomy places the organism in Eukaryota, Viridiplantae, Streptophyta, Magnoliopsida, Fagales, Juglandaceae. The transcript has 3 exons. The record is from RefSeq and is a predicted model, not a curated record. The coding region runs from base 1 to 729 and encodes 242 amino acids.